AUGGCUCAGUCUACCCAGUUCGAUGUCGAAGCGACGCUGGCAAAGCUCACGAUGCCGCAGAAGAUCAGGCUACUUGCUGGCUUAGGCUGGUGGCAUACCGAACCCGUCCCGGAGGCUGGCGUUCCAUCUAUGCGUAUGAGUGAUGGUCCCAAUGGUGUUCGCGGCACUCGAUUCUUCAACGGCGUGCCAUCGAAUUGCUUCCCCGCCUCAACAGGCCUCGGGUCUUCCUUCGAUAUUGGUCUUGCGCGUGACAUUGGAACUGCGCUCGCCGAGGAAUGUCGUGCCAAGGGAUGCCACAUUCUUUUGGGGCCUACUGUCAAUACGCAGCGCUCUCCGCUCGGCGGACGUAGCUUCGAGUCUUUCUCUGAGGACCCGCAUGUGAAUGGGCACAUUGCCGCUGCAUACAUCAACGGCCUUCAGGCCAGAGGCGUUGCCGCUACAAUUAAACACUACGUCGCGAAUGAUCAAGAAUUUGAACGUUUCUCUAUCAGCAGCGACGUGACAGAACGGGCUCUGCGCGAAAUCUAUCUCAAGCCAUUUCAGAUUGCCAUCCGCGAUUCAAAUCCCUGGGCUCUCAUGACCAGCUACAACCGUGUUAACGGCCUUCAUGUCUCCGAAAACCCCUGGCUGCUGGAUGAGAUCUUGCGCAAGGAAUGGGGCUACAAAGGCAUGACUAUGAGCGACUGGAUCGGCACCUACUCUACAACGGAGGCCAUCAAGGCCGGUCUUGACCUAGAGAUGCCUGGCCCAAGUGUCGUGCGCGGUGCAGCGAUCACCCGCGCUCUUGCCGGAGAGAAGCUACUGCCAGGAGAUAUCGACGCCCGCGUUCGCAAGAUCCUUGAGCUGAUGGUCCACGCGCAUGAGUCCGGCAUUCCCUUCGACGGUCCCGAAGAGAGCUAUGAUACACCAGAAGUGCGGGCUCUGCUGCGCCGCGCUGCCGCAGACGCAACCGUCCUCCUCAAGAAUGACGCGGGUGUUCUACCGCUCAAGAGCCCAAGAAGCAUCGCCGUCAUCGGCCCCAACGCCAAGCUCGCAUUCUCUUCCGGCGGCGGCUCUGCUCGUCUGCUUGAGACGUAUACCGUCUCGGCUCUCGACGCCAUCACUGCUGUAGCGGCGGAGACAGGCGCACAAGUAACAUUCUCAGUGGGCGCGCACACGCACAAUUGGCUUCCACUGCUCGACCCCUACAUCACGCAUGGUGGCAAGCCGGGUGCUCUCGUUGAAUUCUGGAAUGAAGAGCCAGCCCCUGGUUGGCUUGAAAACCUUGAGGAGGGUCCAGCCUGCGCAUGGAGUACCCCCACGCGUGGUAGCAGCUGUUUCCUCAUGGAUGGCAUUGACGACUCGAAGGUCAACGAUACCUGUUGGAUCCGGUACAGCACAGAGUUUGUACCUGACGAGGAUGGCGACUGGGAGUUCGACGCAACUAUCUCUGGCAAGGGCACGCUGUUCAUCGAUGGCAAGGUUGCCAUUGAUCUCAUGAACGCGCCGCCGGGCGAGUCCUUCUUCGGUCUUGGAACGGAGGAUCUCCGCGCCACCAUCAAAGGAUUGAAGAAGGGCCAGGCCGUACGCGUUGAAAUGCGUAUGAGCAACGCGAGCUUCCAGGCCGGCGGCGGAGCGCCAUUCUCGACGCGUGGCGGCAUUCGUAUGGGUGGCGUCAAGACGCUCAACCCUGAGGAGGCCAUUGCAUCAGCAGCGAAGGCGGCGAAGGAGGCAGACGCGGCUGUCGUUGUCAUCGGUCUCAAUCACGAUCUCGAGAGUGAAGGCUUUGACCGCCCGCACAUGAAGCUCCCUGGUUUGACAGAUAAGCUGGUGUCAGAGGUGCUCAAGGCAAAUCCGAAAACGGUCAUCGUGAACCAGAGUGGUUCGCCAGUUGACAUGAGCGCCUGGAUCGACCAAGCCACGACUGUGAUUCAGGCGUUUUACGGCGGUAACGAGCUUGGCAACGGGCUCGCUGAUGUGCUCUUCGGCAAAGUAAACCCCUCCGGCAAGCUGGCAUUGACGUUCCCCAAGCGUAUAGAAGAUACACCCGCAUACCCUGACUUUGGCCCUAACGGCAUGUCCCCCGGACGCAUAUUGUAUGCGGAGGGCAUCUACGUUGGCUAUCGCAACUAUGACAAGAAAUCCAUCGAGCCGCUCUUCCCCUUCGGCUUCGGUCUCUCCUACACCACCUUCGAAUACUCCGAUAUCUCCGCUACACCUAUUUCUGCCGACGGCAAGUUCUCGGUAACCUUCACCGUCAAGAACACUGGCAGCGUAGACGGUCGUGAGGCUGCGCAGGUCUACGUCUCUGAUCCCAUCUCGACGCUCCCACGGCCCGUCCGCGAGCUUAAGGGCUUCACGAAGAUCGCACUGAAGUCCGGCGAGAGCAAGAAGGCCACGCUUCAGUUUGACCGCGAUGCUCUCGGUUACUACAACGAGCGUCUGGGCAAGUGGGUUGCGGAGAAGGGCACAUUCGUGGUCGAAGUUGCGGCGUCUUCGCGUGACAUCAGGCUGAAGACGGAAGUUGAACUGAAGGACACGUUCACUUGGUUGGGUCUGUAG
Molecule: messenger RNA, 2541 nt
Organism: Peniophora sp. CBMAI 1063
Lineage: Eukaryota; Fungi; Basidiomycota; Agaricomycetes; Russulales; Peniophoraceae
Source: the annotation of a GenBank genome assembly